Molecule: messenger RNA, 465 nt
Organism: Penaeus chinensis
Lineage: Eukaryota; Metazoa; Arthropoda; Malacostraca; Decapoda; Penaeidae
Product: cyclin-dependent kinase inhibitor 1C-like
Exons: 2
Coding region: 1-465 (154 amino acids)
Source: RefSeq, a predicted model, not a curated record
AUGGCACCGGCCACAGUACUAGCACCAGCAGGCGUUAAAGCUCCGUCAACUCAAGCACCAGCAACAGUUGCAGCACCAGCCCUGGCACCAUAUGCUGCACCAUCUUCUGCACCAGCUUCAGCACCAGCUGCAACACCAAUCCUAGCGCCAUCUGCUGCAUCAGCUUCAGCACCAGCUUCAGCAUCAGUUGAAGCUCAGCCCUCACUGCAGCAUAACAAACAAGAGUCCAACGGAGAAAUAAAGGGUCUGCUACAAAUGCUACUUCGACAGGUGGGGCAUAUGAUGAUCAUGAUGCAACAACAAAUGGUUCAGCAAUCUCAACUUCAGGAAAGGAGGUUCACGUUCCUCCUCGAUCAACAACAGCAUCAUCCUUGUCACCUCUUAGAUGAGGAUGAUGCACCAUUUACAAGGGAAGAACUCCUUGCAGCCAUUAGGACUAGCAAAUCCAAAUGCACCUGGGGAUGA